UGUUUAUUUUUUGUCACACCAUUCAGCAUAAACCUCCUCUCUCUCUAUCUCUCUCUAUGUUCUCUGUUGGGAUCUUUUGCAGCUCUGAAAAAGACUCAUAAAGACUGUACCUUUUUAUCUCCAAACUCAGCUCCCGCCAUUAUCUGAAGUAGAACAAGCCAAGAAGAAGAAGAAGAAGAAAUUGUCUCUGUAAAUCGAGCAAAGACAUGUCAAAUAGCCUGCAAGAUUGGCUCACGAGUUUUUAUGUUGUGUUUGCCUUCUGCGCCGCGCUCUGUCUGGGCGCUCUCAAAAGUUUGCUGGUGGGUCCGAUUGCUGGGCUCAUAUUGAUCAUAGGGAAUGUUGGGGUAAUUCUUGGCCUCUUCCCCGCACACGUUCUAUGGACCGUUUACGCCCUUGUCAAGACUAAUAGGUUCGAUGUGCCACUGAAAGUUGCGUUCUUGUUUGCCUUGCCGGUUUUAUUUGGUAUAUGGCUGGGAUUGAGCAUAGCGGGCAGUGUUCUUGUGGGAGUUGGCUAUGGAUUCUUCACGCCAUGGGUUUCGGCUUUUGAAGCUUUUCGACACGACAAUGAUUCCAAGAGAUUCUUCCAUUGCAUUGUGGACGGCACAUGGGGGACGAUCCGAGGUAGCUGCACCGUGGUCCGAGAUUUUGCUGACAUAUGUUACCAUUCAUAUCCUCUCUACCUCAAAGAGCUCCGCGAAUCGCCUGCCUCACUUGAACUUCAACCUUUCAAAUUUAUCCAUGUACCAGGAUGCAUCAUUGUUGGGCUGUUAGGGCUAGUUGUGGAGAUUCCUCUUUACACAGCAAUAGCCAUAGUGAAGAGCCCAUUCAUGCUGUUCAAGGGAUGGUACAGAUUAACACAUGAUCUGAUCAGCAGAGAGGGUCCUUUCUUAGAAACAGCAUGCAUUCCCAUUGCUGGUUUGACAAUCUUGAUGUGGCCACUUGUUGUUAUUGGCAGCAUCAUAAUGGCCAUUUUCUCGAGUUUCUUCAUCGGGGUAUAUGGAGCUGUUGUUGUGUACCAGGAAAGGUCUUUCAGGAGAGGUGUUGCCUAUGUGAUUGCAAUGGUGGCAGAAUUUGAUGAGUACACUAAUGAUUGGUUGUAUCUCAGAGAGGGAUCUGUGCUCCCAAAGCCUAAGUACAGAAAAAAGAAGGUUUCUGAGCAGACAGAGUUCUCUGUGAGAAGAAAUCGUUCGAUUCAAGGUAAACUAAACGCGGUUUUCAGUGAAGCACCUGCAAUGCUUGUUCCAAGUUUGACAGCUUCAAGAUCAGUUAGGGAAGCCAUUCAAGAAGUGAAAAUGGUUCAGGUAUGGCAGAACAUGAUAAAGACAUGCGAGAUACGAGGCAAAGAAUUGCUGGAUUCAAACGUGAUAACCGCAGCAGAUCUUGAGGUUUGGGUGAAGGCAAAACAUGUAAGUGAUGCCGCCAUUGUCAAUGUGGGCUUGCCUUGUUACACAUUCUUGCAGACCAUACUAUUCUCCAUCAAAGCCGGAUCAGAUGGUUUGCUGCUUCUCGACAAUCUGGAGAUCACUUAUCUCAACAGACCCCAAGACAGGCUGCUAGACUGGUUCUUCGAACCAGUCAUGAACCUCAAAGAACAGAUCAAAGUCAUACGUUUGGAAGAAGGGGAGAUAAGGUUCCUGGAAAAAGUUGUUCUUUUUGGAAGCAACACAGACCGUUUUAAGGCCUGGGAAAAUGGUAGCUUGGCUCCACAAGAAACGCUCAGAGCUGCCCAAAUUGAAGGCAUCAGUCGAAGAAUGGUGGGGAUGAUAAGAAGUGUGUCGAAGUUUCCGACUUACAGACGAAAGUUCAAACAAAUCGUGAAAGGGCUGAUUCUGCAUAACAUUGCAGCAGAGAGUUCAUCAAGAUCCAUUCCAUAUUCUGUGCCAAAAGCAGGGUCCACGAGAUCGGUGUCGUCGACAAGAUCAACUGGGUCUAUUAUUGAGAUUGUAUAAACAGAAAAUUUUCAAGCUUUUUCUUGCUUCGCAUUGUAAUUGAAAUGGUUUGACGAUUGAUUUUCUGUAUACAUAAGUUUAACGUAUGAUAUCUGGAAAAUUAAUG
Molecule: messenger RNA, 2055 nt
Organism: Ipomoea triloba (trilobed morning glory)
Lineage: Eukaryota; Viridiplantae; Streptophyta; Magnoliopsida; Solanales; Convolvulaceae
Exons: 9
Coding region: 207-1949 (580 amino acids)
Source: RefSeq, a predicted model, not a curated record